CAAAACGCAAGAAAGUGAGAUGAAUCCACAUGAAGACACUACAGAACUCAUUCCCUAUCGAUUUUCUUUAAAUAGUAGUCAGAUGAGGAGAAAAAUGAAUGAGUCUGUUUGGUCUGUGGAGUCUCUAGUCCCCUUUAUCCCCCCUAAGGAGUGGCUGCUGCACAAUGGCAUGUUUGAGCCUGAAGUAACUGUUGAGGAAGAUGAGCACUGUAGACACUCAAACCAUAAUGACAGAAUGGUGGUCAAAGCUAGGAAAGAAAGGAGGCAGGCCAUUGGGCUUUCAUCUUCUGGCUCUGUUCCAGUGUCAGACAGCUGGCUCAUUUUCAGUACCCCAGCUGAGAAGCAAAGCACACCACAGAAACCAGCCAUGGAGAGUGAAAUGGAUUCCUUUGAAAUGAGGGUACCACAGCAAGGCCACACCAUAACGCUUUCAGGGAACAAUCCCUUAGAGUCCCCAACUUAUCAACAGAGUAAAAUAAGUGUAUCUACACCCCCUGAAGAGGAUGUGGAUGAAAAUGGGUCUUCUGAACCAGAGGCUAAUCUAAGCCCAAACCAGGAUUUGCUUAUUGUAAGUGAGCAGAGGGAGGAAAGCCCUGGCUCUCCUGAGCAGGAAGAUACUCUCCUCUUGAACUCUGCAGAUGGGGAGAAAAUUUCACCUACAGGCCAGGUGAUUGUCCAAAAUGAUGUGGACACCGGGACUGAAGAUGGCACAUGUGGGACUGAAGAUGGAGCAUGUGGGAGCAAAGAAGUCAGUCAACUGCCAAUUGAGCAAUUGUGCGUGCCAGUAGCUGACCCGAAGAUAACUGAAGUGUCUCCUUCAAAGAGACAUCUGGUGGACUGUGGCAUCCAGUGUAAUAAAUUACAAGAGUGUACCUGUGGAGAAUUGAAGGGCUGCAUAGGACCAAACAGAAAGUAUCAUUUUAAAAAUCCAGGUAUGAAGAAAGCAAACCAUGGCAAUGCUGAAGGACUCAUGAUGAAUGGGCAUGUGCAGAAAAACCUGAAGAGGCAUGGUCAGUGGAGAAACAAAGGUUCAGAAUCCCCACUAUAGAGAAGCACAGUAGCCAACAGGAAGCCUACAAUGGAUAUGGUGGCAGACUUGGGAAAUCUAAAGGUGGAAAUGGAAGAAAUCCACGGUGCUGAACACUGACCACACUCUACAAGAUGCUAGGUUUUAAAGAAUCAAUUAAAAUCUAUUUCAAUAAAUGUUUUGUGUAUGUCACAAGUGGUGGUGUUUUUAAAUACAUAUUUCCAGGUUUGGUUUUUGGCUGUUUUUACUCAGAACCUGCCAGUUAGAAUUCCUGUAGGAAUACUAAUUCCCUCAGGACAUGAACUGUAACUUGAGAGAGUUGAAUUUUUAAAACGAGACAAGCUGGGACAAUACCCGAACUCUGACUUUGCCCUAUCCUGCAGCCUUUUUAGAAGUACAGGUACUAAUAUUGAGUAAAGGAAAUAAAUAAUCUUACAGUCCUCUGGUAUUACGUGUUUGAAAUGUAUUAUGUAAUUGAAGUUCAAAUAUGUAUUUGACAAUUAAGAUGAUACAAAGGAACAGAUUUGUUAUCUUGUGUUUUGCUGUAUCUGGUGCACCUUGAUUAAACCUGAAUGCAAAUGAA
Messenger RNA from Monopterus albus (swamp eel), 1610 nucleotides. RefSeq lists its product as uncharacterized. The record is from RefSeq and is a predicted model, not a curated record. The coding region runs from base 20 to 1048 and encodes 342 amino acids. NCBI's taxonomy places the organism in Eukaryota, Metazoa, Chordata, Actinopteri, Synbranchiformes, Synbranchidae. The transcript is spliced from 4 exons.